This is a messenger RNA of Physcomitrium patens, 1016 nucleotides long. RefSeq names its product cysteine proteinase inhibitor A. The record is from RefSeq and is a predicted model, not a curated record. Lineage: Eukaryota; Viridiplantae; Streptophyta; Bryopsida; Funariales; Funariaceae. Gene Ontology annotation, molecular function: cysteine-type endopeptidase inhibitor activity.
CGAAGAAAUGCUUCUACACGUAGAACAUCGUCCCUCACAAAUCGAUUUCUCUGGCAUUAGUGUUUACUCAUUGAGGAGGGUUGCGUUACAACCUCGAAGUCUUUUUUAGGGCUCAAUUAUUUUAGCGUAUUGAGGAGGAGGAGGAGAAGGAUGGCGCCUAAUCACAAGGUUUCGGUGCUUCUGGCGGCCGUGUGCCUGUUCGGUAUCUAUCUGGUGGGAGCUCAAGCCAUGUCUGUCGGAGGCCCGAAGGAUAUCAGUAAUUUCCCCAACAGUGUGGAGAUAGACGAGUUGGCGAAUUUUGCAGUAGACCAAUACAAAUCACGCCAGAAUUCGAUUGCAGUUAUCACUUUCUCGAAAGUCUUGUCGGCCAAGGAGCAAGUGGUGCAAGGAAAGAUGUAUUAUUUUACUAUUGAAGUUAUGGAAAAUGGUGUACCCAAGAAUUAUGAUGCUAAAGUGUGGGUGAAGCCUUGGGAGGGCUACAAGGAGCUUGAGUCAUUCUUGCCAUCUGCUCCCUCGCACUACGAUUCGGCAGUGGAUUCCGAUGCUAAAUCAGGUGACUGUUAUGAGAAAUCGGAGAUUGCGACAUAAUUCCAGUCCGAGUCCUUCACCUAGGUGAUCUAAUCGACAUUUACUGAACAUCCUGGGGUGAAUGUGCGUUCAACAUCCAAGUUAGUGGUCUUUGUAUAGCUCACGAAAGUGAUCAUCGCAGUAUUUUGUAAUCUCACAUGGGUACAGCAAGCUGCAUGUGGCAAUCGGCUGGAAUUCCGAGGGUACUUAUGAGGAACUACUGCUACAUUUUGGAUGUUUUUUUUUCUGGCUUUUAGUUGUAGAUAGCAUCCACCAGAGAUGGUGGUAACUUGUUUUUCAUUGUCGACUUGCACAUAAUGGUGUAAAGUCACCUUUGAACAGAGAAAUUUUAAUUACUUCUUAGAAUGUUGACUUUUAAUGGACAAACCUACACUUGUAAUUAAAGUAUGGAAUAAAUCGGAUAGAUGCUUUUGGAGGAAGGAGGAACA